GGGCGUGACGUUCUAGCUACAGCAGAUCCUCUCUCCCACGCUUAUGUGCCUAGAAUAAAAGCUACAAGGAGAUGGCAAUAUCCUCGACGAAGGUUUUCGCUGUGAUAUUAUUUUGCCGCGGAAUAGUAGCGGAAGUCACGACGUGCAGCCUGGACGCGGACGACAAAGCGGAGAAGGUGGACGUACUGAUUCUGGGUGCAGGGAUCGCGGGAAUAUCUGCAGCCAGGGCCUUGGAGGUGAACGGCGUAACUGAUUUCCUGGUUCUGGAGGCCACCGACCGCGUCGGAGGUCGCAUACGCGAAUACGACGGAACGACCAUCGAGGUGGGGGCCAACUGGAUCCACGGACUGGACCCCGAGGACCCUCAACACCACCCCAUCUGGAGAGAGUGGACCAGGUGCGACCCAGACGGUCCGGGAGGGAGCAUUACUCCUGACUUGACCGCCGUAUACGACGCCUCCGGAAAUCAGCUCGAUAUUGAGGACCGAAACGCCCCCUAUCUUUCCAGACUGGGUGUGUUUCAGAGCGCCUUUGAUUCAGCUUUCGAGCUAAGAGUCUCUGUAGACACUUCAGUGAGGGACGGUCUUUCCACCAGCUGUUGGGAACCAAUUAGCCCCCUAGAUAACUUUAUCGAGUGGUACAAUAUCGAUUUGAGCUCUGGACUUGCACCUGAGAAUAUAUCUCUACUGAUUGGUUCCCUCAAUACAGAGGACACUCAGUUUACCGAGUCGGGUGAAGAGACGGAUGAUUAUCUUGUGGUGGAUGAAAAAGGUUAAUCUUACGUUGUCAAAUGUCUUGCAAGAGAUUUUAUUAAUGACAAAGUGAAGCUGAAUUCCACAGUCACGACUAUGAAGUUAGCAGAUGAUUGUGUGUGUGCUGAGGUAAAGGAUGGUAAAAUGUACUGUGCAAACUAUAGUAUUGUGACUUUUAGCACCGGAGUGCUUCAGGCAGCAAUUCGUGGUGACCAAAACUCUGUUAAGUUUGAGCCUCCCCUUCCUCGGUGGAAACAAGACGCAAUCAACCACAUAACCCCUAUCGUUUAUGGGAAAAUUUUCCUGGUCUUUCCUACUACAUUUUGGAAUGAAAUUGACGGAGACCAACAACUCCUGGGCUAUGUAGCGGAUGAGAAAGGCUAUUACGGACACUACAUAUUGGACAAAAAUCGCCCGAACACUAUAACAGUUGAUGUGAGUGGUAAUCUGGCCAUCAAAAUUGCGACACAGAGUCAGGAAGAAACGGUCAAUGAAGUCAUGGCCAUUCUCAGGAAGAUCUUUAACAACGUCACUCUACCAGAGCCUGAAAGUGUUGUCAUAUCAAGAUGGCACCUCGAUCCCCUCUUCCUUCACUCCUACUCUGACUAUGGACCUGGAGUACCAGAGAGUGUUUUUGACGAUCUUCUCAAACCUGUGAAUGGACGACUCUACUUUGCAGGGGAAGCUCUCAACAGCAGCAACUACGGAAAUGUACAGGGAGCAUAUGGGACAGGAGUGUAUGCUGCACAGCAGAUUACAGGGACAAGCAACAGUGCUGGUGUCCCGCAGGCAACUCUGGUCUGUGUGUUUGUGGCUGGUGUGUUGAGUCUUCUCUCCGUGGUGCAAUAAGGCAGACAAGUAUACACAACUAUAUAUAUAUGUAUAUAUAUAAUAUGCUCACAGACAUUGUAAGCCGUAGAGUUAGUAGCAGGCACAAAACUGUGUGGCGAAUUCUAAGGUUUUUUUAUUUUUAUAACAUCACUUUAUAUAUGAAUACUCUGGGAUGGCCUCCACCAUGGUGCGAAGGAUCUCAACACAUGUGCACU
This is a messenger RNA of Geodia barretti, 1798 nucleotides long. NCBI's taxonomy places the organism in Eukaryota, Metazoa, Porifera, Demospongiae, Tetractinellida, Geodiidae. The record is from the annotation of a GenBank genome assembly.